GGCUCGGCUCGGCUCGGCUCGGCUCGGCUGCGCGGCCGCGGACGGACGGACGGGCGUGCGCAGGGGGCGCGGGGCGCGGGGCGCGGGCCUCGGCGGUGGCGACGGCGGCGGCGGCGGAAGCCUUGUGCCCCCGCCCGCCCGGUCCUCUCGCAGAGGCGGAGGCAGCGCGCGCCGGCCGUAGCUGAGCGGGCGCAGGCGCGGGGGGCAGCGGCGCGGGGGAGGCGCGGGGUCUCGGAGCGAGCGCGGCCCGCCGGGCGCCGCCGACCCGGCCCAGCCGACGGACGGACGGACUCGCGCGGACGCGGCCCCUCCCUGCCGCCGCCCGCCCGCGCGCCCGCCCGGGGCGCCCACCUCGCCGGCGCCGGGCCCGGGAGCGAUGACAUCGACGGGGAAGGACGGCGGCGGGGCGCAGCACGCCGCAGUAUGUGGGGCCCUACCGGCUGGAGAAGACGCUGGGCAAGGGGCAGACAGGCCUGGUGAAGCUGGGGAUCCACUGUGUCACGUGCCAGAAGGUGGCCGUCAAGAUCGUCAACCGGGAGAAGCUCAGCGAGUCUGUACUGAUGAAGGUGGAGCGGGAGAUCGCGAUCCUGAAGCUGAUCGAGCACCCCCACGUCCUCAAACUGCACGACGUCUAUGAAAACAAAAAAUAUUUAUAUCUGGUGCUAGAACACGUGUCUGGUGGAGAGCUCUUUGACUACCUGGUCAAGAAGGGGAGGCUGACCCCCAAGGAGGCCCGGAAGUUCUUCCGCCAGAUCAUCUCUGCGCUGGACUUCUGCCACAGCCACUCCAUAUGCCACAGGGAUCUGAAACCAGAAAACCUUCUACUGGACGAGAAGAAUAACAUCCGGAUCGCAGACUUCGGCAUGGCGUCGCUGCAGGUUGGCGACAGCCUGCUGGAGACCAGCUGCGGGUCGCCCCACUAUGCCUGUCCGGAGGUGAUCCGGGGAGAGAAAUACGACGGCCGCAAGGCAGACGUGUGGAGCUGCGGCGUGAUUCUGUUCGCGCUGCUGGUGGGGGCGCUGCCCUUCGACGACGACAACCUGCGGCAGCUGCUGGAGAAGGUGAAACGCGGGGUCUUCCACAUGCCGCACUUCAUCCCGCCCGACUGCCAGAGCCUGCUGCGCGGCAUGAUCGAGGUGGACGCGGCGCGGCGUCUCACGCUAGAGCACAUUCAGAAACACAUAUGGUAUAUAGGAGGCAAGAACGAGCCGGAGCCGGAGCAGCCUGUCCCUCGCAAGGUGCAGAUCCGCUCCCUGCCCAGCCUGGAGGACAUCGACCCCGACGUGCUGGACAGCAUGCACUCGCUCGGCUGCUUCCGGGACCGCAACAAGCUGCUGCAGGAUCUGCUUUCCGAGGAGGAGAACCAGGAGAAGAUGAUCUAUUUCCUCCUCCUGGACCGGAAAGAGAGGUACCCGAGCCACGAGGACGAGGACUUGCCGCCCAGGAACGAGAUAGACCCGCCCCGGAAGCGCGUGGACUCCCCGAUGCUCAACCGGCACGGCAAGCGGCGGCCCGAGCGGAAGUCCAUGGAGGUGCUGAGCGUGACGGACGGCGGCUCCCCUGUGCCCGCACGGCGGGCCCUGGAGAUGGCCCAGCACGGCCAGAGGUCCAGGUCCAUCAGCGGUGCCUCCUCGGGCCUGUCCACCAGCCCACUCAGCAGCCCCCGGGUGACCCCUCACCCCUCUCCGAGGGGCAGUCCCCUCCCUACCCCCAAGGGGACGCCUGUGCACACGCCCAAGGAGAGCCCGGCUGGCACGCCCAACCCCACGCCGCCAUCCAGCCCCAGCGUGGGAGGGGUGCCCUGGAGGACGCGGCUCAACUCCAUCAAGAACAGCUUCCUGGGGUCGCCCCGCUUCCACCGCCGGAAACUGCAAGUUCCGACGCCCGAGGAGAUGUCCAACCUGACUCCGGAGUCGUCCCCAGAGCUCGCCAAGAAGUCCUGGUUCGGAAACUUCAUCAGCCUAGAGAAGGAGGAGCAGAUCUUCGUGGUCAUCAAGGAUAAGCCGCUGAGCUCCAUCAAAGCUGACAUCGUCCACGCCUUCCUGUCGAUCCCCAGCCUCAGUCACAGCGUCAUCUCCCAGACGAGCUUCCGGGCGGAGUACAAGGCGACCGGGGGCCCGGCUGUGUUCCAGAAGCCGGUCAAGUUCCAGGUGGACAUCACGUACACGGAGGGCGGGGCCGCGCAGAAGGAGAACGGCAUCUACUCGGUCACGUUCACGCUCCUGUCAGGCCCAAGCCGCCGCUUCAAGAGGGUCGUGGAGACCAUUCAGGCCCAGCUGCUGAGCACACACGAGCAGCCCUCAGCCCAGCACUUGUCAGACACCACUAACUGUAUGGAAAUGAUGACGGGGAGGCUUUCCAAAUGUGGAAUUAUCCCGAAAAGUUAACAUGUCACCUCCACGAGGCCGCCCUCCGUGCUCUCCGCCGGACUCCGGCUGACCGAAGGCAGCUGCCGCAGACCCGCCCUCUCUCCUCCUGCCGCCCGCCCGCCCGCCUGCCCGCGCGGCAGCUCUGCCCAGUUUCAGCUCCGCAUGGCCAUGGGGAGGAGGACCCAGGCCCCCCAACUGGACGCGCGCUGACUAGCGCCCUCGGCGGGUCCAGCCGGCCUCCGGGGCGGGCCCGAGGGGGCGAAGCAGUCGUCUGGCCCAGCCGCCUCGGCCUCUCCCCGGCGCGCCCCUCCCCCACCCCGCCGCUCCUCGUCCACGUCCACGCACCUCAGCGCCGCCCACCUGAGCCGCCGCGUCCCCCCCCCAGCUCCCUGGGGGCCGCAGGUGGAAAGAGACCCAGGGCCCAGCGUGCCCGUCGCCCCGAGGCUGGCCGAGAUCAGUAUUAUUUAUUUGCUGUUUUAACUUAUUGAGUUUCUUCUCUGUUCAGGGAAGGGGCAGCAGCAGCGCCGUCCUGCCGUCUGUCCGUCCGUCUGUGUGUGUGUGUGUGUGUGUGUGUGUGUGUGUGUGUGUGUGUGUGUGUGUGUGUGUCUUGGGCAGGGUGGGGUCUGGGCCAAGGUGCCCCAUGGACAGAGCCGUCGGGGUGCUGGGGGCAGCCGGCCGGUGCAGCGCCGGCAAGCUACUGUAAACUUUAAAGAAUUCCUGCAAGAUAUUUUUAUAAACUUUUUUUCUUGGUUGUUUUUGGAGAAGGGUGUUGGGGGGGCGGGCCGAGGGGCAGGGCUAGACUUGGAGUUCGGUUCUUUCUAUACACACACAUAUAAAUAUAUUUAGAGAAUGGCGUGGUUCGCUCUGUCCCAGGUUCGGUCUGAGGAGACGUGACUCCAUCCUGGGGGGCCCGGGCCGGGGCCCAUCUUGGUUUUGUGUCCGAGUGUGGGGCCUGGGGAAGGCCUGAGUUGGCCCCCUACACAUAACACGCUAGACAGAAGAGGCAUUGCAGGCUUUUUUUUUUUUUUACUAAAAUGACAAAAAAUUGAAAAAAAAAAAACCAAGGACAGAGAGAAAGGCAGCGAGUCCCUGCCUCCGGAGGGCCGCGGCGGCAGGCGCGGUUGCAUGCCCUGACCGCCACAAGUCCACCUCACGUCCGCCUGCCUGCUCGCCCGUCUGGAUACAUUUUAAUGCUUCUGUUCCAUUGACCCCGCCCCAGGCUGGGAUCUCAGUACACAACAAAAAACGAAACACCUAUAACAGCAAAAGCCACGCGGUCCCCGUGGGAGGGGCUUCUCCAGAGCCGAGGACCGGAAAGCAAUACCUCUCGUUAGCCUUCCUCUUUUGUACUCGGACACACAGACGUCACGGAAGCGGACGCGCCCCACCCCGUGUACCCCCAUCAAAUAACUGUGAGCAACUUAGUUCCGAACAAUAAAUUCCUUCCGUAAAGUCA
Molecule: messenger RNA, 3825 nt
Organism: Capra hircus (goat)
Lineage: Eukaryota; Metazoa; Chordata; Mammalia; Artiodactyla; Bovidae
Gene: BRSK2
Product: BR serine/threonine kinase 2
Exons: 20
Coding region: 561-2387 (608 amino acids)
Biological process (GO): protein phosphorylation; intracellular signal transduction; microtubule cytoskeleton organization
Cellular component (GO): cytoplasm
Molecular function (GO): protein serine/threonine kinase activity; ATP binding; tau-protein kinase activity
Source: RefSeq, a predicted model, not a curated record